Molecule: messenger RNA, 1194 nt
Organism: Perkinsus marinus ATCC 50983
Lineage: Eukaryota; Perkinsozoa; Perkinsida; Perkinsidae
Exons: 10
Coding region: 1-1194 (397 amino acids)
Biological process (GO): protein ubiquitination
Cellular component (GO): membrane; Cul4A-RING E3 ubiquitin ligase complex
Source: RefSeq, a predicted model, not a curated record
AUGUCGGCACCAGCGGCAGAUUUGAGCUAUGUAGUGUUGGCUGGUCUCUCGGCCUUUGGGUGCGCGGCUGUGGCAGUCGGUGGUGGUAUAGGAGGAGGUGCAUUGUAUAUGCCGGCCUUUGUGGCAGUGAUGGGAGAUGCCCAUUGGGCGGUUCCUCUCUCUAAAGUGGCAAUCAAUGGUGUCGCAGUCAGUGCUACGAUAUUCAACCUACGUCAGAGACAUCCUACAUAUGAUCAGCCUUUGAUAGACCUGGACAUCGGGCUCUUGUUGGAGCCGCUUACUCUACUUGGUAGUAUGCUUGGGGUGUACCUCAACGUGGCGAUGACCAGCGUAGAGAUAUUCUCUUGCUUGGUAUUGGUAUUGUCCAUCACAGCAGCCUUGACGUUUAGGAAGGCUAUCCAACGACGACGGUUGGAGGGAGAUGCCUCUGUUGAGGACGGUCUGGGUGGAGCGGAGAUGGGCCUUCUGGGAGUGGAUCGUAGUGUUGUCGAUAAAGCGAGCAGGAUUCUCCAGGAAGAGGCUAGUCUCCAGCCCAUGAAAGCUUGGGCACUAUUUGUGCUCUGGCUUGCUAACGGCGCUCUACUUUACCUGGCUGAGGGGCCGGCUGAACUGUUGUGUGGAGGGACAGCUCAGAAGGCUAUGGUAUCUACGGUCGUCGUUUCGUGUAUCCUCGUUACUGGUAUUGUUCGUGGGCGUCUCCUCCGUCAACAGGAUGAGGCCGGCCUUCCUCCCUCGCCUGUGGUCUAUAACAAAGUCAAUACCAUCAUCUACUCCCUCUUGAGCUGCUUCGCUGGGGUAUGUGCAGGCUGCCUUGGCAUAGGUGGAGGCCUUAUAAAGGUGCAGUACCGCAGUCUAGGGAAGCUCUCCAGUGCUGGGUGUCAGGGUCCAUUGCUGCUCCAACUGGGCAUGGUCCCCCAGGCUGCCACUGCCACUAGCAUAUGGAUGAUACUAUUCACGUCCAGCAUUCGCCCUGCUUGGUCGCCUAUCCCUGCUACCAUCAGUAGUGGUGUGGUUGCUCAGCUUCAGCGGGGCUUGGGCUGGCAGUCGGAUCUUGGUCAGGAAGAUCAAAGAGUCUGGAAGGCAGUCGACUGUGGCAUUUCUGAUGGCUGCUUUGAUAGUCGUAUCGAUGCUCUGUAUGGUGGGGGUAUCUCUACACGACCAUAUGUCUGCCAAGGCUGGAGGUCUGAGGAGUAG